This is a messenger RNA of Odobenus rosmarus divergens (Pacific walrus), 2892 nucleotides long. It is a transcript of the gene UBTF, whose product is annotated as upstream binding transcription factor, RNA polymerase I. Bases 510 to 2804 code for a protein of 764 amino acids. Lineage: Eukaryota; Metazoa; Chordata; Mammalia; Carnivora; Odobenidae. The record is from RefSeq and is a predicted model, not a curated record. The transcript has 21 exons.
AGACACACACCAGUGGCGACAGGGGAGAGUUGGAAAGACGCAGGAGAGAAGCAGGAGGCAGAAGGCAGCGGGGAGGGAGCAAUGGGAGCGGGAAGCAGGCAGGUUCCCUCGCAAAUCCCCCUCCGGCCCCACGUCGCUUCGCCGGCCCCGGCAGGGGAGCAAGGAGCCGGGCUAGCAGAUGGAGGAGUGGAGCUCGCUCUAGGCAGCGGGCUUGGCCGGAGAAUGGAGGAGCCGCCAAGCGACCGGCUGAUUGGAAGAGAAACGCAGAGCGAUGGAGGCGGGGGUAGGAGGACGAUUUCUCUGCGGGGACUGGCGGCGGCGGCGUCUACGCCCGGGUCGGGCGCUGCAGAGCUUGGCUAGCUUUCAACCCGCGCUCGCCGGCUCCAGCCCCGCGCGCCCCCACCCCCAGCCCUCCCGGCGGCUCCGCAGGGUGAGGUGGUUUUACCGCGGGUUGCUCGGCCAGCACGACCCGAGGAGGUGGCUGGAGGAGGUGGCUGGACGGCUAAAGAAUGAACGGAGAAGCUGACUGCCCCACAGACCUGGAAAUGGCCGCCCCCAAAGGCCAAGACCGCUGGUCUCAGGAAGACAUGUUGACUUUGCUGGAAUGUAUGAAGAACAACCUUCCAUCCAAUGACAGCUCCAAGUUCAAAACCACCGAGUCACAUAUGGACUGGGAAAAAGUAGCAUUUAAAGAUUUUUCUGGAGACAUGUGCAAGCUCAAAUGGGUGGAGAUUUCUAACGAGGUGAGGAAGUUCCGAACAUUGACAGAAUUGAUCCUUGAUGCUCAGGAACAUGUUAAAAAUCCUUACAAAGGCAAAAAACUCAAGAAACACCCGGACUUCCCAAAGAAGCCCCUGACCCCUUAUUUCCGCUUUUUCAUGGAGAAGCGGGCCAAGUACGCGAAGCUCCACCCUGAGAUGAGCAACCUGGACCUGACCAAGAUUCUGUCCAAGAAAUACAAGGAGCUGCCGGAGAAGAAGAAGAUGAAAUAUAUUCAGGACUUCCAGAGAGAGAAACAGGAGUUCGAGCGAAACCUGGCCCGGUUCAGGGAGGAUCACCCUGACCUAAUCCAGAAUGCCAAGAAGUCGGACAUCCCCGAGAAGCCCAAAACCCCCCAGCAGCUGUGGUACACCCACGAGAAGAAGGUGUACCUCAAAGUGCGGCCCGACGCCACUACGAAGGAGGUGAAGGACUCCCUGGGGAAGCAGUGGUCUCAGCUCUCGGACAAAAAGAGGCUGAAAUGGAUUCAUAAGGCCCUGGAGCAGCGGAAGGAGUACGAGGAGAUUAUGCGUGACUAUAUCCAGAAGCACCCUGAGCUGAACAUCAGUGAGGAGGGCAUCACCAAGUCCACCCUCACGAAGGCCGAACGCCAGCUCAAGGACAAGUUUGAUGGGCGACCCACCAAGCCACCUCCGAACAGCUACUCGCUGUACUGCGCCGAGCUGAUGGCCAACAUGAAGGACGUGCCCAGCACCGAACGUAUGGUCCUGUGCAGCCAGCAGUGGAAGCUGCUUUCUCAGAAGGAGAAGGAUGCCUACCACAAGAAGUGUGACCAGAAAAAGAAAGACUAUGAGGUGGAACUGCUCCGUUUUCUAGAGAGCCUGCCUGAGGAGGAACAGCAGCGGGUCCUCGGGGAGGAGAAGAUGUUAAGCAUCAACAAGAAGCAAGCCACCAGCCCAGCCUCCAAGAAGCCCUCGCAGGAAGGGGGCAAGGGUGGCUCUGAGAAGCCCAAACGGCCGGUGUCAGCCAUGUUCAUCUUCUCUGAAGAGAAGCGGCGGCAGCUGCAAGAGGAGCGGCCCGAGCUCUCGGAGAGCGAGCUGACCCGGCUUCUGGCCCGCAUGUGGAAUGACUUGUCGGAGAAGAAGAAGGCCAAGUACAAGGCCCGGGAGGCGGCGCUGAAGGCUCAGUCGGAGAGGAAGCCGGGCGGGGACCGUGAGGAACGGGGCAAGCUGCCGGAGUCACCCAAGAGAGCUGAGGAGAUCUGGCAGCAGAGCGUCAUCGGGGACUACCUGGCUCGCUUCAAGAAUGACCGGGUGAAGGCCUUGAAAGCCAUGGAGAUGACCUGGAACAACAUGGAGAAGAAGGAGAAGCUGAUGUGGAUUAAGAAGGCAGCCGAAGACCAAAAGCGAUAUGAGAGAGAGCUGAGUGAGAUGCGGGCGCCCCCCGCUGCUGCAAACUCGUCCAAGAAGAUGAAGUUCCAAGGAGAACCGAAGAAGCCUCCCAUGAACGGUUACCAGAAGUUCUCCCAGGAGCUGCUGUCCAAUGGGGAGCUGAACCACCUGCCGCUGAAAGAGCGCAUGGUGGAGAUAGGCAGUCGCUGGCAGCGCAUCUCCCAGAGCCAGAAGGAGCACUACAAAAAACUGGCGGAGGAACAGCAGAAGCAGUACAAAGUACACCUGGACCUCUGGGUCAAGAGUCUGUCUCCCCAGGACCGGGCAGCAUAUAAAGAGUACAUCUCCAACAAACGUAAGAGCAUGACCAAGCUGCGAGGCCCAAACCCCAAGUCCAGCCGGACUGCCUUGCAGUCCAAGUCGGAGUCUGAGGAGGAGGAUGAGGAGGACGAGGAGGACGAGGACGAGGAGGACGAGGAGGAGGACGAGGAGAACGGGGACUCCUCUGAGGACGGCGGGGACUCCUCCGAGUCGAGCAGCGAGGACGAGAGUGAGGACGGAGAUGAGAACGAGGAGGACGAUGAGGACGAGGACGACGACGAGGAGGACGACGAGGACGAGGACAAUGAGUCCGAGGGCAGCAGCUCCAGCUCCUCUUCCUCCGGGGACUCCUCGGACUCUGAUUCCAACUGAGGCUCGGUCCCACCCAGGGCUCCCCUCCCCAGCUGACCACCUUUGUUUCUCCCCCAUGUUCUGUCCCCUGCUCCCCCCCCCCCCCCAC